AAACAACUUUAAUUAUGUGGAUGUGGACUAAGGCUUUGGCAUCUAACACUACUAUCCCUAGCGUGGUUUCUGGGGAUUUCAAUAUUAUAGGAUCGGUAUUGGAAAAAUAAAGGGGAAGGAGGAAGAGUAUCAAACAAACGGAGGAAGUCCAGGGUUUGCUGAAUAGCUGCAAUUUGAUAGAAAUGGAGAUUUCAAAGGCCCAAGGUUCACGUGGUCAAACAAAAGGCCAGGAAGGCGAAUGUUCAAGAGAUGAUUGGCCAGAUUCUGGCUAACCCAGAUUGGCGUAUGGCAUUUCCUUAUGCCCAAGUUAUUCAUGAAAUCAGGAUGGGGUCAGAUCAUAGCCCCAUAGUCAUUGACUUUGGUUUGGCCCAAAAGAGGACAAGACGUCAGUUCAAAUUUGAGUUUAUGUGGUUGGAAUCAACCCAGUGUGAAGAAACAAUCAAAUCAACUUGGCUACAUAGCACAAGGGGUUCCAAUAUGUUCAAGGUUUCUAGAAAGCUAAAGUUUUGCUGUCAAAAUCUGAAAGCUUGGAGUAAGAACAAGUUUGGGAAUAACAGGGGGAAGCUAGCUGAACUUAAAAAACAGCUAGCCGUGAUCCAAUCAAAAUUCAAGGAGUGAAUUACUGACAGGAGGAGAGAAAAGGAGAAGCUCUUCAUAAAUAGAUUUCAGAGCAAGACCCUUGAAAUGUUUCAGAUAUACC
Ilex paraguariensis (yerba mate) is the source of this 700-nucleotide messenger RNA. Lineage: Eukaryota; Viridiplantae; Streptophyta; Magnoliopsida; Aquifoliales; Aquifoliaceae. The record is from the annotation of a GenBank genome assembly.